AAGUUUUAAUAUUUUAAGAAAAGCCAAUGCUGAUAUAUUAAUCUAAGAAACUUAGAUAAUUGUUAGGAAGUGUCCCUAUUUAUGUUUAUUUAAAUCAUUUUGAUACAAUUAACCAAAAGCUUUAACUUCUACUAAAUUGAAAUUAUUUUUAUUUUAAUUUCAUUCAUUUUUUUCAGCAGGAAAUAAUGACGAACUCUCUUUUACAGUUUCUAUACAUAAUUAUUUUUGUAUCAAUAUCUUUUGCCAGCGAAGAGUGGAUCAGAAAAGCAGAAGAAGAUUUAGCGAAAUAUGAUGUUGCAAAAAGUAAAUUAUAUAACUGCAUGUAUAGAGAAGAUAGACUAAGCAAGAGUGCAUUCAAAUUCUUCAGAAUUUUAGGUAAAUAUUAUGCAGAGUUUGACUUAUUUUUACUUGAAUGUAGACUACUUCUUUUGAGAAAUAUUAGUAAAGAAGAGGUAGAUAAAGCCAUACUAAAUUUUAUGUGCGAAAGAGUAAGUAAAGAUUUUAAAGUACUAGGAAUUGAGGAGUGUGAAUUCAAAGCUGAAAAAUGCUUACCAGUAUUUCAUGAACAUGUAUUUAAGGAUAUAACACCCUCAAUAACGAAAAAAAUAUUAAGCAAUUCGCCAUUGUCAAAAUUGUACAAAAAUAUAAAUAAAAGUAAAAAAUCCUACCGAGAAGUUAUGGAAAUUGAUUCAAAUGAACUAGAUUCUGAAAAAGUAACAAAAGUAGAUAAAUUCUACAAAUCUUUAAGUAAAUUAACUGAAUCAAAUGUAUCUGACAUUGAUAAUGAAACAAACAAUAACUAAAAAAUAAUUUUUACUAUAUUCAAUAUCUAUAAAAACCAUAUUGUAUACCACAUAUUACCUAUGAUAAAUGUAAAAAUAUUUUUAGCUUAGUUCAAUAUUUUUUUCAAAAAUGUAAUAAGUACUUUUAUUAAAAAAUUUUCAAAUAAAAACUAUAAGAUAGCGUGGUGUAAACCAAUAUGGCAUUUUCGAAAUUUUUCCUUAUUUAAGUUAAAUUAAAUUGAAUUCAUUAAUUAAAUGAUUAAGAAAUCAUCAAAAUUUCAGACAUCAGUGCUCUAGCGCAAAUAUUAGUCAUUAAAUAACCAAUUAUACUAAAAACACCAAUAUAAAA
Messenger RNA from Daktulosphaira vitifoliae (grape phylloxera), 1131 nucleotides. RefSeq lists its product as uncharacterized. Bases 186 to 803 code for a protein of 205 amino acids. NCBI's taxonomy places the organism in Eukaryota, Metazoa, Arthropoda, Insecta, Hemiptera, Phylloxeridae. The transcript has 4 exons. The record is from RefSeq and is a predicted model, not a curated record.